AAUAGUUGAGUACUGACAAGCAACUUAACGAAUGGAAAGCUGGGGUUAAGAGAGAGAGAGAGAGAGAGAGUCGAAAGUCCGAACUAAACCUACCACGAAGUAGAAAACAAACCUUUGAAGAAUGGUAAUCAUGGACUUUGAUUUUUGAGAUACCAUAGCCACGAUGCUUCGAGAAAAUCGUGUUUUCACUAUUAGCUGAUGAAAAGGAAGUCAAGCAAAUCCCACAUUAAAGAAUUCAAUACAUUUCUGAGUUUUUCAACCAUGAUAUCACCUACCCAUUAUGAAGAAUCUCUCUCUCUCUCUCUCCUUCACCAACCUUCUUACUCAAAAGUACCACUUACUCUGUUCUUUUAGCUCAACUGUUUAGCUUUUCGCUUGAUCAGUUCUAGUAAACCUUCAAUUUAUCUGCAACAAAAGUAACUAUAUUUCUGUUACCAUUCUCUAACCUCUGCAAAACGCAGUGCUUAAUCUCAUAAGAGAGUACAAUUGAGGUUCUUGCCACCUAAUCCAUUCACCAGCCAGUCUUUCUGGAUUCUCAUUGUGGUCUCAUUCUAUGGUUGUUUCUUUAAGCCAGGCCCAUGUUUUUCUUCAUAAUAUUAUUUCAGUUUCUGUUACUUUCUUUCGUUAUCUCCUUCUUAGUUUGAUGGCUGGGUGAGAACUUUGUAGAUCUUGAGAUUUGAUCUCCUGUUUCUUUAAGAAUGAAAAUGGGAUUUCAGGUGGGUCUUUUGCUGGUGAUCAUACGCGUUGCUGCUUGUGCUUUUUCAGUUCUUGGAUCUGCAGAAACUGUCUCAUCUCCUAGACAAGCACCUUCCAGUUUCAGCAGGAAUAGAUAUGGAAAGCUGAGCAGUUCACCACCUGUCAAAGAAUCCCACAUUCCCUCAUCUGUAGAUCACUUUCCAAAUGAAGCCCCACCCAACACCAUUAAGCCUUCAAGUAUUGCUCUUCCGCCUUCUAUAUCAUCGUUUCAAAGUCCUGCAAAGAAGUGGAUGCACAGUCCUACAUAUUCACCUUCAAUCUCAAGUAACAGAAAUCUUCGUCAUCAUCAUGCAAGGAAUCAUCAUAGCACUCCUGGACCAUCUUAUUUGAUUCCUCCACCAAGUUACAAUCAAAUAGCUCCAUCAGUCCCUUCGUUCCACUCUUCUUCUCCUUCAUCAAUGAGCUGGGAUUCUCUUGCACCUGCAUUAUCACCAACUGCACCAAAGAGCCAUUUUAGUGUGCACAUCCAUCCUCCUGCAAUGUCUCCAUUGAAUUCUAACUUGAAGAAGAUGAAGGCUCCACAACCAUCACAAAUUUUGUCUCUACCACCUCCACCUCCAAAUGGAGAUUGUGCAUCAGUAACAUGCGCAGAACCACUAACAUAUACUCCUCCUGGGACAUUUUGUGGAUGCGUAUGGCCUAUUCAAGUUAAACUCCGUCUUGGUGUUGCAAUAUACUCAUUCUUCACUUUGGUUACAGAACUGGCUGAGGAAAUUGCAGCCAGUGUUGCACUAAACCACUGUCAGGUUCGCAUUAUGGGAGCCAACGCAGCUAGUCAGCAGCUAGAAAAAAGCACUGUUCUCAUCAACCUUGUACCAGAGGGAGUAAAAUUUGCUGAUAACACUGCAUUAUCAAUCUACAAGAAAUUCUGGAACAGACAGGUUCUCAUAAAGGCUUCCCUCUUUGGUUCCUAUGAAGUAUUAUAUGUUCACUAUCCAGGUCUUCCACCCUCUCCACCUUCACCUUUGAGCAUUUCUACUAUAGACGAUGAACCGUAUCCUGGCCGCAACAACAAUGGAAGGACAAAUAAACCUUUAGGAGUUGAUGUGACAAGGAGAAAGAAAGAUGGGCUUGGUGGAAGCACGAUAGCUGUGAUUGUUCUCUCCUCUUUCACUGCCUUGGUUAUAUUUAUGGCAAUUGCCUGGCUUUUUAUGUUGAAAUGUGGAAAUUGUGUUCAUCAACCUCAGCAAGCUCCACAAGCCUCAAUGACCUCCCCUGCAAAGCCAUCAGGAACUGCUGGGCCUAUGAUUCUUGGGGGCAUUCCUAGUUCUUCAUCAAUGUCCUUCAGUUCUGGUGCCAUGACAUAUACAGGACCUGCAAAGGUUUACUCCUUGAAUGACAUAGAGAGGGCCACCAAUAAGUUUGAUUCUUCAAGGAUCCUUGGAGAAGGUGGCUUCGGGGUUGUCUACAGUGGCCAGUUAGAUGAUGGAAGGAAGGUGGCUGUGAAGGUUUUGAAGAGAGAUGAUCAACAUGGUGGUCGUGAGUUCUUGGCAGAAGUUGAGAUGCUUGGAAGGCUACAUCACAGAAACCUAGUUAAAUUGAUUGGUAUUUGCACAGAGGAGCAUACCCGCUGUCUAGUCUAUGAACUUAUUCCAAAUGGAAGUGUUGAAUCUCAUUUACAUGGAGUUGACAAGGAAACUGAUCCACUAAACUGGGAUGCCCGAAUGAAGAUUGCCCUUGGUGCAGCUCGAGGCCUAGCCUAUUUGCAUGAAGACUCAAACCCUCGGGUUAUACAUCGGGAUUUCAAGUCCAGUAACAUCUUGUUAGAACAUGAUUUUACACCUAAGGUUUCAGAUUUUGGAUUAGCUCGAGCAGCAAUGGAAGAGGAAAACAAACACAUCUCAACACAUGUUAUGGGAACUUUUGGUUACUUGGCUCCGGAGUAUGCAAUGACAGGACAUCUUCUUGUGAAGAGUGAUGUUUACAGCUAUGGUGUAGUCCUCCUUGAGCUCUUAACUGGGCGAAAACCAGUGGACUUGUCACAACCACCAGGUCAAGAAAAUCUUGUUGGUUAUGCUCGUCCACUCCUCACAAACAAGGAAGGUUUAGAAACAAUUAUUGAUCCAGCUAUAAAGUUUACUGUCUCCUUUGAUACUAUAGUCAAAGUGGCGGCAAUUGCAUCAAUGUGUGUGCAACCAGAAGUAUCUCACCGUCCUUUUAUGGGUGAAGUAGUUCAGGCCUUGAAGCUUGUUUGCAAUGAAUUUAAUGAAAUGAAAGUACAGAGAUCAAGCAGUCAAAGCUAUGAACACCUCCUUACUGAUGUAGAUAGCAAGAACACAAGAGUUUCGUAUGAGAUUAUGGAAGUUUCACAAUCCCAUCACCCACUGCCAUUAUCAACAUCUGAUUUGUUUACAAUAUCAGUGGGACUUGAGGAGCAGGAAUUUGGGUAUUUCAGGAGGCAUUCUAGCUCAGGGCCUUUGAGAACAGGAAGGAGAAGACAAUUCUGGCAGAGAUUAAGAAGUUUGUCUAGAGGCAGCAUGAGUGAGCAUGGAUUUUCACUUAAAUUAUGGUCAGGAACCAGUUAAAUUUUGCCAAAGCAGGAAAAUUCCACUGUGUGCACAUUGCUGUAAAAUGCAGACACAAACUUCUUGUGAACAGGUCAGGACAAUUUCAAUAUAGUUUUCAAGAGUGGCUUUUGGUGAUGCCCAAAACCAGCAAUGAAGUUAAAUCUGGUUCUUGACAGAUUCAAUCUGCAAACUAUCAGCACGAUGAGCAGAUAAAAUGAUUUUAUUGUAUAUCCUUGUUUCCAAUGAGGUUUUGAUCUCAGUUUUCCUCAAGUUCAUUUCAUGCUGCAAUUUCUUACAUUUUCAUUUGAUGUUAAAAAAAAAAAAAAAAAAAAAAAAAAAACCCUCUUGUGAAGAGACCAAGUUCAUUUAGUAGGAUUGUAGCCUAAUGCAGUGAUUCUAAGAUGACAAUCAUCCAGAAAGGGGUCUAGUUUGCCGGUAGAAUACAAGCUACCUGAGUUCUUUUCUUGCAAGAUAGCUGGAUCCAGGAGUUGUUUAGACGCGAAAAUAUCAGAACGCAGAUCAAUCCAUUUGUUUACCAUCAUCAAUUCCUGCAGAAAAUGGCUCAAUAGACUAGUCUUGGCAGAGGAGCCUCAUUCGUGCACAGUUACAACAAUUUAAAGUGCAUUUUCUUUAUUCCUUUCACUAUUUGUGCAUCAAACUCUUCGUAGAUUCGCAAGAGGUGUAAUGAUCUACAAUCACAAUCAUAGAGCAGACUAAGGAUAAUAA
Hevea brasiliensis (rubber tree) is the source of this 3989-nucleotide messenger RNA. Its product is annotated as receptor-like serine/threonine-protein kinase ALE2. The record is from RefSeq and is a predicted model, not a curated record. NCBI's taxonomy places the organism in Eukaryota, Viridiplantae, Streptophyta, Magnoliopsida, Malpighiales, Euphorbiaceae. The coding region runs from base 699 to 3281 and encodes 860 amino acids. Gene Ontology annotation, biological process: protein phosphorylation. The transcript is spliced from 10 exons. Gene Ontology annotation, molecular function: ATP binding; protein kinase activity.